Messenger RNA from Aureobasidium pullulans EXF-150, 468 nucleotides. Its product is annotated as mitochondria fission 1 protein. Gene Ontology annotation, biological process: autophagy of mitochondrion; peroxisome fission; mitochondrial fission. The transcript has 4 exons. Gene Ontology annotation, molecular function: protein binding. NCBI's taxonomy places the organism in Eukaryota, Fungi, Ascomycota, Dothideomycetes, Dothideales, Saccotheciaceae. The coding region runs from base 1 to 468 and encodes 155 amino acids. Gene Ontology annotation, cellular component: mitochondrial outer membrane; peroxisomal membrane. The record is from RefSeq and is a predicted model, not a curated record.
AUGGGUGACCAUCUACCAUACGCCGCAGAUGCGGAGUCCCCUCUGAAGCCUGCCGAACUACAAGUCCUCCGCCACCAGUACGAAAAGGAAGGCGAAUACGUCUCUCUCCAAACAAAGUUCAACUUCGCCUGGGGUCUCAUCAAAUCUACCCAACGACCCGAACAACAAGAAGGUGUCCGUCUCCUCACAGAAAUCUUCCGCUCCUCUCCCGACCGCCGUCGCGAAUGUCUGUACUACCUCGCUCUCGGCAACUACAAAUUAGGCUCUUAUGCCGAAGCCCGUCGCUAUAAUGAGCUGUUGGUGGAUCUUGAGCCUAACAACUUGCAAGCGCAGAGUUUGAGGCAACUGAUUGACGACAAGGUUGCUAAGGAGGGUUUGAUGGGUGUCGCUAUUGUGGGUGGUUUGGCUGUUGCUGCCGGCGUCGUUGGCGGUCUAAUCUUCAAGGGUGCUAGGGGGUCAAGAAGAUAG